AUGCAGAUUCUGGAUACGAAUCCUGAAAUAUACUUCCAUCUGCAGCAACAAAAGCUGAUAGAGUUGAUUCGUGUGGGGAAAAUACAUGAAGCUUUGCAGUUUGCUCAAGAAGAACUUGCACCAAGAGGCGAAGAAAAUAUAGCCUUUCUCGAGGAAAUAGAGAAAACAGUAGCACUUUUGGUUUUUGAAGAUGUAAAGAACUGCCCAUACGGGGAACUAUUGGAUGUUUCUCAACGUUUUAAGACAGCAAGUGAAGUUAAUGCCGCCAUCCUUACAAGCCAAAGCCAUGAGAAAGAUCCAAAACUCCCUAGCCUGUUGAAGAUGUUGAUUUGGGCUCAAAACCAGCUAAGCGAAAAGGCAGCGUAUCCACGAAUCAAUAACCUGUCCACUGCCGACCUAGAAGAUCCAGCUAUAUGA
Triticum turgidum subsp. durum (durum wheat) is the source of this 417-nucleotide messenger RNA. Lineage: Eukaryota; Viridiplantae; Streptophyta; Magnoliopsida; Poales; Poaceae. The record is from the annotation of a GenBank genome assembly.